AUGGCUACCACGCCUAGUCAUCACAAUGACCUGUAUAUUGACGAAAAGGCCGAGAAAAUGCUCUUGCGCAAGCUUGACAGAUGGAUCAUCCCGCCUGUGAUGCUACUGUAUCUAUUCAGCUUCCUCGACUGGGUCGGUGUCGGAAAUGCGAGAUUAUACGGUCUCGAAGAGGACUUGGGUCUCGUGGGUGAUCAAUAUCAGCUUGCCGUAUCUAUCCUCUUUGUCACAUACACUCUGUCCGAGGUCCCAUCUAAUAUCGUCCUCAAAAAGUUCACCCCGUCUCGAUGGCUAGCCCUAAUUACCACGGGCUGGGGAGUUGUGGCUACCCUUACUGGAAUUGUUCAAAGCUUCUACGGGUUGAUAAUCUGCCGUCUUCUUCUCGGGGCCCUCGAGGGUGGCUUAUUCCCUGGGUUAGCAGUCUACCUGACAUUCUUUUAUACCAAACGCGAGCUAGCCCUUCGCAUCGCUUAUCUUUUCGUCUCUUCAGCAAUCGCCGGCUCGCUCGGUGGUUUACUUGCCUAUGCCUUUGGCUUUAUGGAUGGUAUCUCAGGGAUGCGGGGAUGGCGGUGGAUUCUUGUUCUUGAAGGAGUCCCGACCGUGAUCCUUGGCAUUGCUGCUUGGUUUUGGCUGGCCAAUGACCCCGAGACGGCAUAUUUCCUCUCUUCCGAUGAACGAGAUUUGGCCGUGAGGCGCAUGCAACGUCAGAUCGGCCAUACCGUCUCCUCGGGGCAACUACAUAAGAAGGAUGCCUACGCCGGGUUCCUCGACUGGAAGAUCUGGGUAUUUGCCGUAGCCCAAUUCGGUGUGGACUUGGUCCUAUACGGAUACGCGACUUUUCUUCCAACCAUCAUUCAAGGUCUUGGAUCUUGGUCCAUUGCCCAGGUUCAAGCCCUGACCAUUCCAUGCUAUGCAUUGGGGGCCCUGACGUACCUAGUGGUUGCCUGGCUUUCGGAUCGCAGCCAGCGGCGGGCUGCGUAUAUUGUUGGAUUUGGGUUGGUCUCUGCCGCAGGUUACGCUAUCCUUCUUAGCCCUUCCCUAGGAGCGGUAAAGUAUUUCGGCUGUUGUGUCGUUGCUAUCAGUCUUUACGUUAUUGUGGGAAUUCCUCUGGCAUGGCUGCCAAGUAACAACCCACGGUAUGGCAAGCGAACUGUAGCAGUAGGGCUGCAAGUGACGGUUGGCAAUUUGGCUGGUAUUCCAGCGCCGUUUCUUUAUAGCUCCAAGGAUGGUCCUCGUUUCAUCGUCGGUCAUAGCGUAUCUAUGGCUAUGAUUCUGAUGGCGAUGGUACUAUUCCUAACAAUGGGGUUAUGGUUUCGCCACGCCAAUGGAAGGCGCGCCUCUGGCGAUGAUGAUCAUCUAGUUGAAGGAAUGACUGACGAAGAGAUUGCAGAGUUGGGAGAGGAUAAUCCUGCGUAUAGGUAUACGUGGUAG
This is a messenger RNA of Fusarium vanettenii 77-13-4, 1428 nucleotides long. RefSeq lists its product as uncharacterized. The record is from RefSeq and is a predicted model, not a curated record. NCBI's taxonomy places the organism in Eukaryota, Fungi, Ascomycota, Sordariomycetes, Hypocreales, Nectriaceae. The transcript has 2 exons. The coding region runs from base 1 to 1428 and encodes 475 amino acids. Gene Ontology annotation, molecular function: transmembrane transporter activity. Gene Ontology annotation, cellular component: membrane. Gene Ontology annotation, biological process: transmembrane transport.